Messenger RNA from Lachancea thermotolerans CBS 6340, 2766 nucleotides. RefSeq names its product autophagy protein ATG9 (gene ATG9). Gene Ontology annotation, biological process: protein localization to phagophore assembly site; autophagy of mitochondrion. The transcript has a single exon. The record is from RefSeq and is a predicted model, not a curated record. Lineage: Eukaryota; Fungi; Ascomycota; Saccharomycetes; Saccharomycetales; Saccharomycetaceae. The coding region runs from base 1 to 2766 and encodes 921 amino acids. Gene Ontology annotation, cellular component: phagophore assembly site; autophagosome.
AUGGAUGGCAGUAGUUCUAAAUAUCAUGAGCCAGAAAGAAAUACAUUUCUAUCACGGGUUUUCGGUCCCCACUCUACUGAAGGAAACUCAAUGGGCAAUACCGAAAUGACCCAGAUACAAGCUAGCGAGCAGUCUUUUGUCCAAAGCGGCGGCAUGAGAAUGAUAGAAUCAGAUCAGGGUAGUUCCUCAGAUGACGACGCCUCUUUUGAGCGGGAAGAAGAUGACAGUAGGGUGCGCGCAUUUCAUGGGAUCCAAAGCGUGGUUCUUGACGCUGACUCUGACGCAGGAAGCUCGAGUGGUGCUGGCUCUAUCGCUUCAGUUCAAAAGUUGGGUCAAGGCGCAGAUAGUGAUAGUGAGUACCAAGAAAGACGGCCAGGGGCCGAGGAAGAUAACAAUGACGAGGAUUCACCGUUAUUUCGACAGAACCUGAAAUCCCUUGAUUUCAAAAGCCCUUCCCCCGUACCGGCUGGACCGUCCGUAGGGUUUGGACCAGAAGUCUCGGAUCGGCGCGCUUUCAAAAGCAAGUUCAUCGACAAGCAUACACAGUUUCUAAAACUCGGCAAGGACGAGGCAGAGGCUGAAAGUUUUCUGUUUCGGAAGAAUUCAGCGUGGGAUGAGGAAAAUCAGCAGCCUAAGGCUCAGACUAAUGUUCCUCGUAUAUUCGGAAAUUUUGCCGCCAUUGGCAACACACCUGCGGCUAGGCUUCACACACUGAGCCCGCGGGAAAGGGCUCUAUGGAAAUGGGCAAACGUGGAGAACCUCGAUAUUUUUUUGCAAGAGGUUUACAAUUAUUAUUUGGGGAACGGAUUUUAUUGUAUUUGCAUAGAGAAAGCACUCAAUAUAGCUACGUUGCUCUUUGUGGUUUUUAUAUCUACUUUUAUGGGUUGCUGUAUUGACUAUUCGAAGCUUCCUCACAGCACCAAAAUAUCAGAGGUGUACGUUCACAAGUGUUACUCCACUCAGAUAUCCGGUACUACAAAGGUUCUUCUGUGGGGAUUCUACAUUUUCGUAGCGCUUAAAGUCGCACAGUUCUACUUUGACGUUCGAGCCCUCAGAGAUAUUCACAACUUUUACUCCUUCCUUCUCAAUAUAUCAGACAAGGAAUUGCAGACCGUUUCUUGGCAAAAAGUGAUCAAACAAAUUAUGCUAUUGAAAGAUCAAAACGCUGUUACUGCAAACGUUGCAGAGGUCAAAGCAAAAAACCGUAUUGAUGCUCACGAUGUUGCCAACCGAAUCAUGAGGAGGGAAAACUAUCUUAUUGCCCUAUUUAACAAUGACAUUCUGGACCUAACAUUACCAAUUCCUCUCUAUCGAACAAGCACUUUGACAAAAACGCUGGAGUGGAAUUUGAAUCUUUGCAUUAUAGGCUUCGCCUUUAACGAAUCUGGGUAUCUCAAGCAGAGCUUUUUAAAAUCCUCACAAAGGUCUUACCUUGAAGAAGAAUUACGAAAAAGAUUUAUGCUAGCAGGGUUCCUGAACAUAAUUCUUUCGCCAUUCCUUGUUGCUUAUUUCAUUCUUCUUUACUUCUUCAGAUACUUCAACGAAUACAAAACGAGUCCCAGCGCGCUGAGCUCCCGGCAGUAUACUCCAAUUGCAGAAUGGAAGUUCAGAGAGUAUAACGAACUUUACCAUCUUUUUCAAAAGCGGCUAGGCCUUAGUGUUGAAGUAGCAAAUAACUACAUCGAUCAGUUUCCAAAGGAAAAGACAAACAUAAUCAUGAAGUUUAUUGCGUUCGUUUCCGGCUCGUUUGUCGCAAUUUUGGCUCUUCUAACUGUUUUUGACCCUGAGAAUUUCCUCAACUUUGAAAUCACAAAAGACAAAUCGGUUUUGUUUUACAUCAGUGUAUUCGGUACAGUCUGGGCGAUUUGCAAAAACUCUGUUUCCGGGCAGUACAGAGUUUUUGACCCCGAAGAGUCUCUCCGAGAGGUGGUAAGCUACUUGCACUAUAAGCCAAAAGAAUGGGAGGGAAAGUACCAUACUGAAGAUGUCAAGCAAGACUUUUGCAAAUUGUUCAAUCUUAGGGUGAUAUUAUUGCUACGUGAGCUGGCGAGUUUGGUGAUGACGCCAUUCAUCCUAUGGUUUUCUUUACCUAAGUCGUCUGGUAAAAUUGUGGAUUUCAUGAGAGAGGUUUCGGUCUAUGUUGAUGGUUUGGGAUAUGUUUGCAAAUAUGCCACCUUUGAAGUCCAAGGCCGCCAUCAUGACGCGAAAAGUCGCGCAUCCCGUAUUAUAAAAAACCAUCAAAAUUUUGAUGCCCCUCAGGGGUACGAUGAAAGUGAGCACAGCUCCGCGUCAGAUAGUGAAGAUGAUGAUAAGAGUGUGAACAAAAUGAUGCGCUCAUACAUGUACUUCUUGGAUAGCUAUCAAAAUAACGAUAAUGAAGUGGGAAAGCAUCAGCUGCCUAAAAGCGGCCGCAAUGGAAAGGGUCCCGGCAAUGUAGAUUGGUUGAAUACGAAUUACUCUUGGAAGAGGCAAUUUCAACCAGGGCAACGUCCUGGAGACUUCCAGGGCAAUAAUGUGGGUUAUUCGUCUAGCAUGCCAACAGGUACAAAAGAUCCUGUCACCAAAAGGUCGUCAGAAUUUAAAGCCGACUCUCGUAGUACGGGAAGGGGGCAGACACGUUUUGACAGUUCUCUCGGAGAAUCCUUUAUCAAUUCUGUUCCUCUUGGCGAAUACAGGCACCUUGACAGAGCUGAAGAAGUACCCGGUGGUAAUGGCGUACUUGGCCUUCUAAAUCAAUAUUAUAAAAAGUCAGAUGUUGGUAGGUAA